GAGGAAGCACCUUAAACAUUUCUAAAGGGUGGAGCAGAAUGUCUACCUGUCACAAGCAACUCUGUCCUUCAGCAGAACAACACAUGAAGACAUGGUCAAAUUAUCAUUUCUGCUGCUUCUUGUGUGUUGUGUUUCAUCAGUGAAACACUCCCUGAAGUAUUUACUCACUUUAACUACCGGCAUCAGAGACUUCCCAGAGCUGGAAGGGGCUUUGGUGAUUGAUGACCUUCAGGCGACUUACUGCUACAGUGACAGACGGCUGGUAGUCAGUCACGAUGCAUGGAAAAAACUGAUUGAUGAAUACAAGCUGCAUGAUCAGAUUACUCGUCAGUGUUUUGAGGUCCUGCCUAGACUCUACAGAACCAGGCUUUAUAAUAUCAUGGAGCACUUUAACCAAAGCGGAGGUGUUCACACUUUACAAGUGGUACGUGGCUGUAACUGGGAUGAAGAAACUGGGGAGACUAAUGGUUAUAUGAUCUGUGGUUAUGACGGAGAAGACUUGAUGCAGUUGGACCUGAAGACACAGACAUGGAUCCCUCUGAAACCAGACAUUACCUCCAUCAAACAGACAUGGGAUGCUGACAGAUCUUCAAAUCUAGAGCGUGUGGACUUCAUCACCCAAAUCUAUCCUCUGUGGCUGAAGUCAUAUUUGGGUUAUAAGAACAACUCCCUCCUGAGAACAGUUUCCCCUUCAGUGUCUCUGCUCCAGAAGUCUCCCUCCUCUCCAGUCAGCUGCUUUGCUACGGGUUUCUACCCAGACACGGCCGACAUGUUCUGGUUGAGAAAUGGAGAACAGAUGCAUGAGGACGUGGACCGUGGAGAGAUCCUCCCCAACCCUGAUGGAACCUUCCAGAUGAGGGUUGACCUCUACCUUUCAUCAGUGAAAGCUAAAGACUGGAGCAGGUACGACUGUGUGUUUAAACUCUCUGGAGUGAAGGACAACGUCAUCACCAAACUGGACCGAGCUAUGAUCAGAACCAAUGAAGGUUCUUCAGAGAUGUCUAAGUUUGUAGUUGUUGGAUUGGUUUUUCUGGCAAUGGCAGCAGGGAUCAUUGGAGCCGGUAUCUCUAGAUGCCACAAAAAGAAGAAAAAGAACACCAGAAUCCCAACAGAACUAGAAUCAUGGAUGGAUGGAAGAUGAUCGCAGAGGAGGAAACGCUAGUCUGGGCAUUAUGAAAGAAUAGAUACUUACUCAAAUAUUGCCAAACCCUCUGAAGCUCAGACACACACUCUGUAGCUCCACAUGGACACAUCAGCCAUUCACCUGAGGAGCUGCAUCAGGACUGUGAUCUACAGGUCUGUAAUGACUGUAACGCAUCCAACAGGAGUCAAGUCUCUGUCUCUGAGCCAGUAUGUGAAGCUGCUGAACUAAAGUCUGUUACUGAUAGAGAAGCAGAAGCUCUGAGAAUAAUAGCUGAUACCCAUCGUCACGGAGCAGUGGACGAGGGUCCACUUUAAGGAGUGAUGUGAUUCACAGCUUUUAUCAUAAAAUAAAUAGAACUCAGUCUGUUGUCGGUUUGAUAUGAUACGUUGGUGUCAUAACAUACAGGUGACGAACACUGUUUGGAGGCCGACCCCCAAAGUCAUGGAGACAGUGGUGCUAGUUAAUGUUUACACCUUAGUGAAAACUGCCUGUAUCCUGUUCAAAGAAGAUGAAAGUUGUAAAGCAACAAUGUGAGAAAUGACCUUAAGGUCUAAAACAAGUGCUGAGUGUUUGUACAGUAAUGGCUGACAGCAGGUCUGUAAUAAACUGGUUUGAUCAGA
Messenger RNA from Betta splendens (Siamese fighting fish), 1764 nucleotides. Its product is annotated as major histocompatibility complex class I-related gene protein-like. Gene Ontology annotation, biological process: immune response. The coding region runs from base 92 to 1141 and encodes 349 amino acids. The transcript has 6 exons. Gene Ontology annotation, cellular component: external side of plasma membrane. NCBI's taxonomy places the organism in Eukaryota, Metazoa, Chordata, Actinopteri, Anabantiformes, Osphronemidae. The record is from RefSeq and is a predicted model, not a curated record.